Molecule: messenger RNA, 822 nt
Organism: Haliaeetus leucocephalus (bald eagle)
Lineage: Eukaryota; Metazoa; Chordata; Aves; Accipitriformes; Accipitridae
Gene: MSC
Product: musculin
Exons: 2
Coding region: 90-353 (87 amino acids)
Biological process (GO): skeletal muscle tissue development; regulation of transcription by RNA polymerase II
Molecular function (GO): DNA-binding transcription factor activity, RNA polymerase II-specific; protein dimerization activity; RNA polymerase II transcription regulatory region sequence-specific DNA binding
Source: RefSeq, a predicted model, not a curated record
GCAAGAAGGCGGCGCCGGGGCCGCGGGGGCCGCCGCCCGAGGGGAAGCAGUCCCAGCGCAACGCGGCCAACGCGCGGGAGCGGGCGCGGAUGCGGGUGCUGAGCAAGGCGUUCUCCCGGCUGAAGACGAGCCUGCCCUGGGUGCCGCCCGACACCAAGCUCUCCAAGCUGGACACGCUGCGCCUGGCGUCCAGCUACAUCGCCCCCCUCCGGCAGCUCCUGCAGGAGGACCGCUACGAGAACGGAUACGUCCACCCCGUCAACCUGACUUGGCCAUUUGUGGUUUCAGGAAGACCUGACUCUGACACCAAAGAAGUUUCUACUGCCAGCAGAUUAUGUGGAACUACUGCAUAGUCAAAGUAAAUUGGUUUUUUGUUGUUGAUGUUGAUCUUUUUUUUAAUGGGCUGCAUAUUUUUAAGAGCUGUGAUUUAUCGGCUCAAGACUAGAAGAUGGGGACAAACCUCCAUCUCUAACAGUGCUAAAUCUGUGUCCCCUGUCAUUCUUUUCCCUUAGAGUUCUGAGGGAAGUUUAUUUAAAGCGGUAAAGAAGGGAGGCGGCGGAAAUUAGAGUUUUUAUGAACUGACUGCAGCAGCUGAAGUCUGAGAUUUGGAAAGGCCCUUCUUUGGCUUCAUCAUCCUUAUCACCGCCUGAGGACCUGUUGUUCUGAGGCUUUUAAACUAAUGGAAGAGGAAUAUAAUGGUAUAGAAUUAACAGCAUGGACCAAAAUACAACUCUACAAACUAACCCCGAACAGUGUUAUUUGUAUUCUAAAGCAAAGCAGUAUUUUAGAGUAGCUUUGAAACUCAGAUAGAUUUAUAAUAUA